This is a messenger RNA of Misgurnus anguillicaudatus (oriental weatherfish), 2193 nucleotides long. Its product is annotated as bactericidal permeability-increasing protein. Gene Ontology annotation, molecular function: lipid binding. The record is from RefSeq and is a predicted model, not a curated record. NCBI's taxonomy places the organism in Eukaryota, Metazoa, Chordata, Actinopteri, Cypriniformes, Cobitidae.
GAAAUGAAAUCACAUAUCAGUGCCUCUUUCUCUCUCACACCUGACUGUACUGAAAACUUCAGGAGCUGAAUGAUGCGGCUGUUUGUUUUCUUCUUACUGAUGUUAACACAAACAUGUUCAGCUUAUCCAGCAUUAAAAGUUCAACUGUUACAUAAGAGUUUGACAGACGGGUCUCAGAUGAUGUCUGUGUGGAUACAACAGAAACUGAAAAGCACUGAAAUCGCAGAUGUCCAUGGCAAGUUGGACAUCCUGAUCGGCACUGUAGACUACACUUUAUCAAAUAUAUGGAUUAGGCAGAGCAGCAUGUCAGAUCUUGUGAUGGAGUUUGUAGAGGGUACAGGUGUAUCUGUGAUGGUCAGUCAGCUGUCAUUGGCUGUCACAGGAGACUGGGCGACACACUUUGGACUCAUUCACGAUGGAGGUUCAUUUGAUCUGGCUGUGCACAACAUCAAUAUCAAUCUGCUCCUGCUGUUCAGUGAUGAUGAGUCUGGUCGCCUCUUCAUCUCCUCUGUCUCCUGCACUGAUGAUGUUGGAGGAGUAGACGUGACGUUUCAUGGUGGAGCGAGCGUUUUGUUUAAGCCCUUUGACAGUAAAAUCAGAGGAAUAAUCGUAAACACGAUUCGUGAACAGAUUUGCCCAACAAUUAAGCAAGUGAUUGAUGAUGUAGAGAUGCAUCUACAGGAGAUGCCAGUCAAAGUAGCUGUGGAUCAGUAUAUAGAUCUGAGCAUCCCUCUCACAUCCUCUCCCUUUGUGACAAAUGACAACAUUCAAUUGGAUAUAAAGGGUGAGUUCUACAGCAAAAACUCUCCGUCUGAACCGCCUUUCUAUGCUCAAGACUUUGACCUGCAGUACACAGACGACUACAUGAUCUCAUUGGGUGUAUCUGAGUUCUUCAUUAAUUCAGCAGCAUUUUCAUACUUCAGCUCUGGAGUUUUUCAGAUUAACAUUAAAGAUGACAUGAUACCAAAGAGUUUGCCAAUCCACCUAAACACCCGUCAGUUUAGCAUCUUUAUUCCACAGCUUGCCACAUUAUAUCCAGACACAGAGAUGCAGGUGCUGUUAUAUGCCAGCGAGACACCGCUGUUCUUCUUUAAUCCAGGAGAGCUGGACCUUCAUGUACCGGCAUCAGCAAAGUUCUCUGCUGUUAAACAGGAUGGCAGUCUCAUACCUCUCUUCAGACUGGAUGUGGAUGGCUUUUUCAGUGGAAACGCUCAGAUUGAAAACAAACGCCUGACCGGAGCUGUUAAAAUGAACAAUUUAACUCUGAAUCUUGGAUCAUCUGAAAUUGGUGAUUUCAAGACAGCACCACUUGAACAAGCGAUAAAGAUGGCAAUGAGCAUGUUUGUACUUCCAAAAUUAAAUGAGAAGCUGAAGAAUGGCAUUCCCUUACCUGUGCUGAAGGACUUCAGUCUGAUUAAUACUAACAUGCUCAUUAAAAACGGAUUUGUGAUCAUUUUGACAGAUGUUGAAACCACGCCAGGCAAUCUCAGCAUUUUUUUCUGGGACUAGUCAGGCCAGAAUGUGCCAAACAAAUACACACCUGUGAACUGAUCAUGUCAGAAUGAAAUAAUGAUAGAAAUGAUGGAAACUAAAUUAGAAUAUUCUUUAAUAUUCAAAUGUUCACACUGCAAAAAAUGAAUUUCUUACUUUUAUUAUUUUUUAUCUUGUUUCAGUAGAAAUAUAAAAAAAUUCUUAAAUCAAGAUGUAUUUUCUUGAUGAUCAAAUGACCCAAGAAAAUAAGUCUAGUUUUUAGACCAAAAAUAUUCAAUUUAAGUGAAUGUGUGCUUAAACCAAGUUAAUGUAUCUGCCAAUGGAGUAAGAAAAAAAAUCUUGAAAUAAGUUAACUUUUUUCUUAAACACUUAAUUAAAAAAAAUUCUCACACCAUUGGCAGAUAUUUUUGCUUUUUUUAAACACAAAUUUACUUAUGAUUUUUUUUGUCUAAAAACUAGAUUAAAUCUUGAUUUAAGAAUUUUUAUAUAUUUCUAUUGAAACCAAGACAAAAAUACUAAGUAAGAAAGUCAUUUUUUUUGCAGUGCAGCUUUAAGACUGCAUUUGGCAUAAUGCUGUUUUCUAAACAAGGUGUUUUUUUCGGUUUUGUUUUAAAAGCACUGCAGAAAAUCUGUGUCUAAAUGUAAACUCAGAAGAAAUCAUCAAUAAAACCAGUUUAUUUUCGUCAGUCUCUGUCAUUAUUG